AUAUUAUCUAUGCUGGCCAGGUGCUGAAGCCUAACAAAAGCUUAUCCAGCUAUUGCCUGCAACACCAAUCUACAGUUUAUGUUGUACAUAAGUUUUCACCAUCAGACGGUGAUAGUGAAUCUCACAAAGUUGAGGAUUAUGCCAGCUCUGCCAGUAAAGGGGAUGUCUUCAUGGCAAUCAAAUCUGCUUUGCUGGUUGAUGAUUACAAAAGAAUUGUAGGUGGAAUGCUGAAUCAUCCAGAAACAGUCGAGAACAUCAUUGCUGCUACACCUGGACUUGACAAAGACCCAGCAGUUUUGGCCAUGCUGCAGGAUCCUGAGUUGUUGGCUGUUCUGGCUCAUCCAAAUAACAUAGAUAGUUUACUGAAGUUGCAUCCAUCAUUUGCACAAGCUGCUAUUACCAUUGCAUCUGCAGUGACAGAGGAAAGUUCUAAGAUUGGUCCCAAAUCUAGUACAGGAAAUCAUACAUACUCUAUGGAUCAAAUGUCUGAUGAAGAUGAAGAUGAUGACGACAUGGCACAGGCAAGAGCACGCAGGAAUGUGACAGGUCAAAGCAUCACCGCAUCUCAGCUGGCAGUUGCCCUGCAAGCUGCUACAGCUUCUGGAAGAGUGCCAGGGUCUCCUCAAGCAUCCACAUCCAUGCCUUCAACUUCUCAAAUGGCUCCCACAGCAUCAUCCAGUGGAACCAUAACUAAUGACUUUUUUCAACAAGCAAUGGCCCAUGCUCAAAGUGCUUCAUCGGAUGCAGCAUUACAGCAGCUCAGAGAAAUGGGCAUUACCGAUGAGAAUGUUGCUCGACAAGCUCUUGCUGCUACUGGAGGAGAUAUCCAGUUAGCUAUCGAUCUUAUCUUUGGGGAUGGAUUCAGCAUGUGA
This is a messenger RNA of Candidula unifasciata, 872 nucleotides long. The record is from the annotation of a GenBank genome assembly. NCBI's taxonomy places the organism in Eukaryota, Metazoa, Mollusca, Gastropoda, Stylommatophora, Geomitridae.